UCAUUCGAGGGGGAGGAUUUUGCGUGUUAGAAAAUGAAAGUAUUCGUUUAGAUGAAUUGAUUAUUAAAGCUGUUUCAGUAGCUUAGCAGCAGCUACACUCCCUCUCUGAUACUAUUUGCGGAGGCAGCGGUUACACGACUGCUGUCACAUACACUGACCUAGCCUACAUGUGUUACUCGGUGUCGGGAUUUGUUUUGCUACAUAGCUAGUUAGCUCUCGGCUAGUGAGCUAGCUAGCCGGCUCUGUCACAGCUAGCAGUGCUAACGUAAAGAAAGCAUCGCUGUCAACUCGGAGUAACAUCCUGCUUCAGAAAUCAUUGUAAAUCAGAUGACUAGCAACUGCUUCUUCCCCCGGGACUCAUGACAGUUCAUCUGUCACAAUGUAUCCGUGGUCGGUUGUACCAAGUAACGGACAGCGUGACAGCGAGCUAGCCCACCUGAGUUGCGUAUAGCUCACCGUGUCAACCGUCAACAUUUCAAGCAGCGGACAGUGUGAAGCCAGGGUUUGGACAAGCUAACCGGACAACCAUCGGCUAACCGGGCUAGCUAGGAUAACGUUAUCUAGCAUCAACGGUUAGCGACGGGAUAACGUUUCCAACGACAAUGGCUAACGUUACAGACCUGCAAACAAAAUACAGCAAGCUGGCUCAGGAGUACUCAAAGCUCCGUGCCCAGAAUCAGGUGUUGAAGAAGGGAGUCGUGGAUGAACAGGCCAACUCUGCCUCCCUAAAGGAGCAGCUGAAGCAGAGGGACCAGAGCCUGAGGAAGCAGGAGCAGGAGAUGGACAGUCUUAGCUUCAGGAACCAACAGCUGGCCAAGAGAGUGGAGCUGCUGCAAGAGGAGCUAGCUGUUAGUGAAGCCAAGGGCAAAAAGGGGAAGACUAAAGUGGAUUCUCCCUCACAGCAUGGCCUGCAGACCCAGAGUGUUUUUGAUGAGGACCUGCAGAAAAAGAUAGAAGAGAAUGAGCGACUUCAUAUCCAAUUCUAUGAAGCAGAUGAGCAGCACAGGAGGCAGGAGGCUGAGCUGAGGGCACGACUGGAGGAGCUGGAGAAAGACUCCGAGCAGCACCAGGCUGUUGUGGACGGACUCACCACUAAGUACAUGGAAACGAUUGAGCGGCUGCAGAGCGACAAGGCACGCUUAGAGGUGAAAGCACAGACUCUGGAGAGGGAGGCAAAAGAGUGCAGAAUGCGAACAGAGGAGUGUCAGCAGCAGUUGAGGCGGUGUCAGUCAGAGCUGAACAGACAAGUGAAACAAAGCAGCAGUGUAAUCCAGGAGAAAGUGCCCUUCAAUGACACCAAAUUUAGUGACUACAACAGCCUGAAUGUACCACCACACAAUCGAAGGCACCAGCUUAAGGCUCGGGAUGUGGCAGGUCAGGCUCUGAGCUUUAUUCAGGAUUUGGUUGCUGCUCUGUUGAACUUCCACUCCUACACAGAGCAGAGAGUCCACAUCUAUCCCCGGGACUCCUCCAUUGAGCCCAUCUCCCCUCUUAACCAGAAGUUCUCUCAGUACCUUCAUGAGAAUGCAGCCUAUGUGCGCCCCCUGGAGGACAGCUUUUUGCAGUUACACCAAAGCAUCACUGAGGACACGGUCACAGUGCUGGAGACUGUGGUCAAGCUGAAGAGCUUUGCUGAUAAUUUCUCCUCAUACACUCACUUUCUGCAAAAGAUUCUUCCCUACCAGCUGAAAAGCCUGGAAGAAGAGUGUGAGGCGACUCUUUGUACUGCUGCCCUUGCUGCGAAAAACCAGGAGCUGCAGAGUGACAUGAAGAGAGUAACUUCUGUGUUUGAGAAACUGCAGAACUACAUUAACCUUUUGGCCUUACCCAGUGUUCGGCAGGAUGCCAUGCCACAGAGCAGCACCUCAGCUGUCUUCACCCAGCUGGCUGCCUGCCUACACAGUCUUCACGAUGCCGUUAAAGAGAUGUCAAAGCACUACAACCAGAAGGCUGGCUUAGAGCAGGAGCUGCCCACCAUCACCCAGAAGCUCUGUACCACCACAGAGUGCCUGCUGGGAUCUCUGGGCUCGCUCACCAGCAGCACUGGCAAGAUUGCUACUUUCUUCAGCAACAACUUGGACUUCUUCACAUCCUCAGGCUACAGUCCAAGAGGCGGCGCAGUCACCCUCAACCCCUUGCAAGCAGAGAGUAUGCUGGCCAACAAAAAGAAAGCAGCCGCCUAUAUCCAUGCCAUCAAAAAGCCCAGGCCACAGUCUGUUCCAUACAGAGAAGCCCUGUCCAACCGUCGUAUACUAACCAGUUCCACUGAGAGCAGGGAGGGACUUACGCAACAGCCCUCUUCCCAUAAGCUCACUGUCCACUCCUCUCCUCUCCCCACUGGCCUCCCGCAGGUGCAGCAGAGCCAGGAGAAGAUCGCUCGGCUGGAGCAGGAGAAGGAGCACUGGCUCCUGGAGGCCCAGCUGGGGAAGGUGCGGUUGGAAAAGGAGAACCAGCGCAUUGCAGACCUGGAAGCGCAGCUUGCGGCAGCUCUAGGGGGAAGUCCGAGCUCGCAAACAGCUGCAGCCGGCACACUCGCACAGAACCAUGAGGAAGCGGAGGCAGAGCAGAAAACUGCAGGGAAAGAGACUACGUUGUGCACCAGCCUGGUUGGCAUGUUGUGCACCACACCUACAGUUGAACAUGUGGGAGACGAGGAGUCUAGGGAGCAGCUGAUAAAGACUCACUACAUGACCAGAGUAGGAGAACUCACCACCCAGCUCCAGAUUUCAGACAGCAAAGCUGUGCACUUUCACUCUGAGUGUCGAGCUUUGGCCAAGAGAUUAGCCAUUGCAGAAAAAUCACGGGAGACCUUGAGUGAGGAGGUCAAACUGGCCAAUCAGAACAUCACACGUUUGCAGGAUGAGCUGGCUACGACUAAGAGGAGCUACGAAGACCAGCUCAGCAUGAUGAGCGACCACCUGUGUAGCAUGAAUGAGACUUUGAGCAAGCAGAGAGAGGAAAUCGACACGCUUAAACUUGGCAGCAAGGGGAAUGCCAAAAAGAACAAAGGUCGCUAGAACUGCCCUGAAAACACUGGCUCCAUUUGGCAUCACAAAGGGCACCUUCAGAGAUGAGCUGGACUGUGGAGCCUCCCAGCAGCGUCCUGGUACCAACACUACCACUGUCACCAAACCACAGGAUGGCUACAUGAGCCUCAGAUUCCUCCCCUGACAGACAGUGGCAGUACAAAUGAACCGCAUGGAGGCUGUAACAUGUUUGUCUGAAGAAGCUUCUUUUUUUCCCCCUUUUCCUUGUCACAGCACCAGUUAAUGAAUAACAUGAUUUGCUAAAAAUGCUUUCUGAAACUGUCGCGGAAGCUGCUGCUUGACCUUUUGGUCCAAGCUGGGUGGGAGAGAAACAGCUUUUCCCCCAAAAGGGACAGAGGAAGAUAAACAGCUGACGACAGUUGAAGUUGGUAAUACUCACUGAAGUCAAGACUUGAAGACCAAACCCUGUUGAUCAGUGUGUGUACUUUUCCUGCUUAGCAUACAUGUGAGAGAAAAUGAAGCUGCAUUCUCACUGCUUAUCUGUGGGAGCAGGUGAACAGAGCAAAUGUUGGUGUGGCUGUAUGUGUACAGAGUGUUGUGUCAUUGUGUGACUUUGGCACCAGGCUUUACAACAUGCGUGUAUUGUUUUAUGCUUGAAUUUUUUUUUAGUUUUUUUUUAGGUCAAAUUUGAUAUUAUUUGUGCAAGUGGUUCCAAGGGGCCUGUAUGUCUACAUACAGCAUAAUACCCCUUUUAACACAUGCAUAUAUCACAAGCUUCUCUAAUGAAGGGCUUUAAAACCUGAAUGAACAACUAACAAAGACACACUUGAAUUCAUUCCUCAUUUUGGAAAAUUUUCAAUCCUCUGGGAGUGGAGAAGAGAAAGGAAAAGAAAUCUCCCUUGAAGCACUGAUUAACUGUGUUCGCCGAGACAAAAAGGGUAGGAUGGACAAGUCGGAGCUCGUAAAAUGGUGUCAGUCUGUCUCUGUGAAGUUACUCUGUAACAAGUCCUUUUUAUCACCAAAGUAAUUGUGGAUGUGCACUUGUGUGGCACACAAGUCUCUAAAUUUUUGUUGUAAUAUGUAUGGAUAAAAAGGGUUAAUAUGAAUAUACACUCAUUUCAAAUCAUGAUGUAAUUGUACUAUAUAAUUUCUAAAAAAAUAUAUAUAUAUACAAAAAGGCAUUUAUUUAGAGGUUACAAAUCUUUAUUUUCCACAAAAUUUGGAAAACUGAAUCUGCAGCUAGUUUUUUUGUGUCUCGUAUAAGACCUGAUUCCUGGGAGGUGUCAUAGAGGGGUUGGCACAUACUGUAACUGGUGCUUAGACAACCUGAUUCAUUAGUCAUGGCAGAGCACAGUUAAAGUUUACAGUAAAAUAGAACCUCUCUGGCUAGUAGUGACACGAAUAGCUGAAAGAAAAGCCUAGAAGUGAUUGUGAGCAUUUAAACAUCCUGUUUUCCAGUCUACACCUGCCAGCAAACCUUUGAUCACAAGGAUUUGCCAAUGCCCCCUGAACUGAUAAAAAAAAUACUUGUAUUCUCACAGUGUAACCUGUUCAAAAGCACAUAUAAAUAUGUGAAACAAAAUAAAGAGCUUGCUCAACACUUAAA
This is a messenger RNA of Seriola dumerili (greater amberjack), 4593 nucleotides long. It is a transcript of the gene ppp1r21, whose product is annotated as protein phosphatase 1 regulatory subunit 21. Gene Ontology annotation, cellular component: early endosome; membrane. Lineage: Eukaryota; Metazoa; Chordata; Actinopteri; Carangiformes; Carangidae. The transcript is spliced from 22 exons. The coding region runs from base 603 to 3017 and encodes 804 amino acids. The record is from RefSeq and is a predicted model, not a curated record.